Molecule: messenger RNA, 3144 nt
Organism: Juglans regia (Persian walnut)
Lineage: Eukaryota; Viridiplantae; Streptophyta; Magnoliopsida; Fagales; Juglandaceae
Product: putative receptor-like protein kinase At3g47110
Exons: 2
Coding region: 1-3144 (1047 amino acids)
Biological process (GO): protein phosphorylation
Cellular component (GO): plasma membrane
Molecular function (GO): protein kinase activity; protein binding; ATP binding
Source: RefSeq, a predicted model, not a curated record
AUGGAGCGUUCUGUUAUGAGUUUAAGGCAAUACUUGUCAAUAACCUUCUGUUACAUCCUUCUCCUGUUCCUUUCCUUGUCAGCUCGAAAGGUUUCCACGGCUACCACAUUUUCAAACGAGACUGACAAACUUGCACUGCUCGAAUUCAAGUCCCACGUAGAUCAGGACCCCCUCAUCAGUGUCCUGGCUGCUUGGAAUGAGUCUUUCCAUUUCUGCCACUGGCUUGGGGUCACCUGUGGCAACAAACACCAAAGAGUCAUUGGUUUGGACCUAAAAGACAAGAACUUGGUUGGCACCAUAUCACCCUACAUUGGAAAUCUUUCUUUCCUUCGAUCCCUCAACCUCGCAAUUAACUCCUUCUAUGGUCGAAUCCCCUCGGAAGCUGGUCGCUUGAUCAGGCUUCAGAAUUUAAACCUGAGUUUUAACUCAUUGGAAGGAGAAAUUCCUGUCAAUCUGUCUCACUGUUCCAACCUUAUGUAUCUUGGUCUCCAGUACAACCAUCUAGUGCAACAAAUACCAUCUGAACUUGGCUCUUUGUCCAAACUCAAGAAUCUAUAUCUUGCCAAAAACCAGUUAAGUGGAAAGUUGCCACCUUCUCUGGGAAACCUGUCUUCUCUCCAACACCUUUGGUUUCCAUAUAACAAUUUGGAGGGAGAAAUUCCAGAUACAUUAUCCCAGAUGAUAAGCUUGGAAAGUUUUCAAGUAGGAAAGAAUAAUCUUUCUGGUGUGUUUCCACCUUUCCUUUACAAUUUUUCAUCAAUCAAAGUCAUUUCCUUGGCUUUCAACAACUUUUCUGGUGACCUCAGGCCCGACUUAGGCAUUGCACUUCCAAAUCUUCAAAAGCUUGGUAUGGGAGGAAACAAAUUUACAGGAAGCAUUCCAGCUGCAUUGUCCAAUGCUUCAGGUUUUCAAGAAAUUGAUAUCCCUACAAAUUAUUUUACGGGAAACAUACCUAUGGAGUUUGGUAAUCUACGAAAUCUUACAUGGCUUAAUGCAAACGGGAAUCUUCUUGGAAAUUAUUCAGCUGAUGAUUUGAGUUUUCUUAGACCUUUGACCAAUUGCAGCCAGUUACAGACACUCGAUAUCAGCUACAACCGGCUUGGAGGUGAGCUGCCUGAUGCGAUAACAAACUUCUCAACCCAAAUAACAUGGCUACAACUAGGAGGGAAUUUUAUUGGGGGAAGCAUACCUACGAAGGUAUCAAAUCUAGUUAGACUAACUCAACUUGGUCUGGAACAGAAUUUGUUAACGGGAAAUAUUCCAGCUUCAAUUGGGGAGCUCUCAAACUUGAACAGAUUGUACUUAUAUGGAAACAACUUGACAGGGGAGAUCCCGACUUCUCUUGGCAACAUGACUCAAUUGUUGGAGCUCUAUUUGUAUAAUAACAGCUUGGAAGGAAGCAUACCCUCGAGUCUUGGAAUGUGUAGCUACCUGCAAGAUGUACAACUUUUCCAUAAUAAACUAAAUGGCACUAUACCCAAGAAACUCCUUAGUCUUCCAGCCCUUUCUCGAGAACUUAAUGUGUCUCAUAACUCUUUGACAGGAAGCUUGCCCCCAGAAGUUGGAAACCUGAAGACUCUUGUUUAUCUAGAUGUUUCAUUCAACAAAUUUUCCAAAGAGAUUCCCGCGGAACUAGGGGAUUGUUUGGGAUUGGAAGCACUUUAUGUGCAAGGGAACUUCUUUGAAGGAACCAUUCCGGAUUUAAGUAAGUUAAGGGGUAUUCAAUAUCUUGAUCUUUCCAACAACAACUUGACUGGCCAAAUUCCAAGCUACAUGGUUAGUUUUUCCAUGUUGAUAAACUUGAAUCUGUCUAUCAACAAUCUUGAGGGAGAGGUGCCCAUACAUGGGGUCUUCAGAAAUGCAACUGCAAUUGAAGUAUAUGGCAACGAUGGGCUUUGUGGGGGGAUCCAAGAGCUGCAGUUGCGCGCAUGUUCCAAUAAGCAUAGAAAUCGUGUUGCUUUUAAGUUGAUUCUGAAAAUAGGCAUUCCUGUUUUCUCCGUGGUGGUGUUGUCUUUGAUUUCCCUCAUGUGCUGGUUGAGAAAGUCAACAAAAAAUGUCAUCCCACUUCUUCCUUUGGGCACUACCUUUGGGCCCUUCUACCAAAAGAUUUCUUAUCAAGAACUACUCAAUGCAACCGAUGGAUUCUCAGAGAUGAAUUUGAUUGGUUCAGGUAAUUUUGGUACUGUCUAUAAAGGAAAGCUUGGUCUCGAUGAAGUCAGUGUCGCAGUCAAGGUACUCAACCUAAAAAAGAAGGGAGCGUCCAGAAGCUUCAUCGCUGAAUGCGAAGCCUUAAGGAGCAUCCGGCAUCGAAACCUAGUAAAUAUUUUAACUGCUUGCUCAAGUAUUGACUAUGGGGGCCAAGAUUUCAAAGCUUUAGUAUAUGAGUUCAUGCCAAAUGGGAACUUGGACAUGUGGUUGCAUCCAGAAAAUGGGCUCAAGCAGCUGAGAAAUUUAAGCCUUCUUCAGAGAGUAAACAUUGCAAUAGAUGUGGCUUCUGCUUUGCUUUAUCUUCAUCAUGAAUGCCAUAUACCUAUUAUUCACUGUGAUUUAAAGCCAAGCAAUAUUCUUCUCGAUGAUGAGCUGACUGCUCGUGUAAGUGAUUUUGGUUUGGCACGACUCCUUUCAGAAUCGAAUAAGCACGCUUUUCCUAGUCAAUUAAGCUCAGCUGGGAUUAAAGGAACCAUUGGGUAUGCUGCUCCAGAGUACGGAAUGGGAGGUCAGCUGUCAGCCAAUGGAGAUGUGUACAGCUUUGGGAUCCUCUUGUUGGAGAUGUUCUCUGGAAGAAGACCCACAGAUGAACUUUUCAAAGACGACCUGAACCUCCACAAAUUAGUCAAACUGGCAUUGCCGGGACGAGUGAUGGAGAUUCUGGACGAAUCAGUUUUGAACGAAGUAGGCGAAACUAAGAAUUUGGUUACAUGUAGGAGUGACUGGACAAGCUGUGAACAGACUGAAGGCUUGAUAUUGGUCUUUCAGAUUGGCCUUGCAUGUUCAGCAGAAUCUCCAAAGGACAGAAUGAACAUGAGAAGAGCUGCAACGGAAUUGCUUUCAAUCAGAGACAAACUCCUUGGGAACGCAGACCAGAACGUGCAUAAUGGAAAUGAGAAAAGCCGAUCAGUUAAAGUUUCUGAAAAAUGUCAAUGA